CAGACAGAAUGGCUCCAGUGAACCAGCCAAAGGGCAAGAAGCAUGAGAGGGCACAUGAGCAUUGGCCGGAAGAGGCAAAAUCAGCUGGGAAGAGGAGACCGGACUACAAGGAACUAGGGAAUGAGCCACAAGCAAAGAGGUUGUUUGUGAGAAAAACGUCCAAACCCCCAGAGAAAAUCGGUUGGAGUGGAGGUGGGUCCGUGGUAAGAAACAACAGAGUCCUUUUCCAUCAGCUGGAGCGGCAGCGCAGCAUUGUUCAUUAUGUCUACCAGAACAUGCUGGGAGGCUCCAUUCGGGCACAGCUCAGGCAGUGUCUGCAGCUGCCCUUUCUGCGUUCUCUUGCCUCAUACCGCCUCUUUCGAACAGCAAGUCCCUUUGACAGGAGAGUGACAUGCCUGGAAUGGCAUCCAACACACCCCAGUACUGUAGCUGUUGGUUCCAAAGGUGGAGACAUCAUCCUUUGGGACUAUGAAGUACUUACUAAAACCUGCUUCAUAAAAGGGAAAGGGCCAGGAGAUUCUCUCGGAGACAUCAAGUUCAGUCCUUAUGAGGCAGUGAAGCUUUAUGUGGCAUCAGGGGAUGGCACCCUAAGUCUGCAGGACCUUGAGGGCAGAGCGGUGCAGGUGAUUUCCCGUUCCCCGGACUGUGGCCAUGAGCACCAUAAUGUUUGUUGCUGGUACUGCAGUGUUGAUGUUUCUGCAAGCUGCCGUGCAGUGGUGACAGGUGAUAACGUGGGCAACGUGGUCCUGCUCAGCACUUCUGGUGAAGAGAUUUGGAAGCUGAAAUUGCACAGGAAGAAAGUGACUCAUGUGGAGUUUAACUCCCGAUGUGAGUGGUUGUUGGCCACAGCGUCUGUGGAUCAGACAGUCAAAAUCUGGGACCUCAGAAACAUCAAAAACAAAAUGAAUUUUCUUCAUCUGCUUCCUCAUGACAAACCUGUCAAUGCGGCUUACUUCAGCCCAACAGAUGGUGCCAAGCUCCUGAGCACAGACCAGCGCAGUGAAAUCAGGGUUUACUCAUCUUCAGACUGGACCAAGCCACAGCAUCUGAUCCCACAUCCACAUCGGCAGUUUCAGCACCUCACACCCAUUAAGGCAACAUGGCAUCCUCGCUACGACCUCAUUGUAGCAGGUCGCUACCCAGACCCUAAGUUCCCAGGGUACACGGUGAAUGAGCUACGAACUGUUGACGUAUUCGAUGGAAAUACCGGGGAGAUGGUUUGUCAACUCCAUGAUCCAAAUGCUUCUGGUAUCAUCUCGCUCAAUAAAUUUAACCCUAUGGGAGACACGCUGGCUUCUGGCAUGGGCUUUAAUAUUCUGAUCUGGAGCCGGGAGGAGAUGGUGGCCAAGAAGCAAGAACAUCUUUUGAAAGCCAUGACAGAACAGGGGAUUGGAAGCUGGAGUUUGUCCAGACGUGGAGGGCAGAGGCAGGCGAACCCUGGGACAAGCAAGCUCAAAGCUAACUUACUGUCUUGGGAACUGGAGGAGAUGAGAACAAAAAACGAUUCUAAAUCACAGGGAAGGAAGCGAAAAGGGAAGGAUCUAGAUAACUGAUUUAGUAUUUUGAUCCUUUCUGGAUCACAGGGUACAAAUUCAGUGUUGGCAAUGGGCAGUAUAAGCCGUGCAGGGCAUUAGACUCCUAUUUUGUCCUUCCUCCCUGGAUCUGAUCUUGCUUCCCUGAUUGCCUUUGCUUC
This is a messenger RNA of Fulmarus glacialis (Northern fulmar), 1693 nucleotides long. It is a transcript of the gene DDB2, whose product is annotated as damage-specific DNA binding protein 2, 48kDa. The record is from RefSeq and is a predicted model, not a curated record. Gene Ontology annotation, cellular component: Cul4-RING E3 ubiquitin ligase complex; nucleus. Bases 9 to 1553 code for a protein of 514 amino acids. Lineage: Eukaryota; Metazoa; Chordata; Aves; Procellariiformes; Procellariidae. Gene Ontology annotation, molecular function: protein binding; damaged DNA binding. Gene Ontology annotation, biological process: response to UV; DNA repair. The transcript is spliced from 10 exons.